Dibothriocephalus latus is the source of this 450-nucleotide messenger RNA. Lineage: Eukaryota; Metazoa; Platyhelminthes; Cestoda; Diphyllobothriidea; Diphyllobothriidae. The record is from the annotation of a GenBank genome assembly.
AUGGUACCGUUGGAAGUAAAAAGCAAGUUUAACGCUGAAUUUAGAAGGCUUAGUAUCGAUCCAUCGUCAAUAAAGUCAUUUGAGGACCUCUACAACAUACUGGAACGUGUCCAUGGCCUUUACAAUGUCAAAUUUGUCAUUCAGUAUGUUGAUCCCAAAGAAAAUACACUCUUGCCCAUCAACAACGACAAAAACUGCGAGCGUGCGUUGUCCGUUGCCACGAAUCCACUGCGGAUAUUAAUCCAGUUGAAAGGCGAGAGUUAUGGUGAGCUACGGGGUUACAAGGCUCCUAACGCCGUAUUCAUGCGUAAAAAACCUGCUGAACUCGUGCGAUCGAUUGGUUCAGAGAAGCCCAAACCAGGCCAUCAAUCAAUCACACUUCUUGAUGACUUCCACAAAGUUUCUUCUAUAAUAGAUGAUGGCACCGUACCAGAGUGCAUGCGAAGGUAA